Messenger RNA from Coccinella septempunctata (seven-spotted ladybird), 2466 nucleotides. Its product is annotated as cationic amino acid transporter 2-like. NCBI's taxonomy places the organism in Eukaryota, Metazoa, Arthropoda, Insecta, Coleoptera, Coccinellidae. The coding region runs from base 388 to 2205 and encodes 605 amino acids. The record is from RefSeq and is a predicted model, not a curated record. Gene Ontology annotation, molecular function: amino acid transmembrane transporter activity. Gene Ontology annotation, cellular component: plasma membrane. The transcript has 14 exons. Gene Ontology annotation, biological process: amino acid transport; transmembrane transport.
GUGCUCAGUCGAAUUAAAGGUGAUCGUACUUAUGACUAACAAACUAUCGCACAACAGAAACCGCAUACGGUUGGUUAGUAGCGUUAGUCGUGAACCUGAAAAUAGCACGUGUUUCGUUUCAUAAUUAUCAUUUUAAUUGGAAGAUUCAGAAGUCGCAGACACACUGGCUGUCUCUCCAUCCAAAAGUCUUCACCUUUCAAUUGUCAGUGCGAAGAAAUUCGAUCUUAUCUGGAUCAAUAAUUGAUGUACUACUGGACUUUUAUUGAUAUUGAUCCAAUUGCCCAGAUAGGAUCGAUACAACUUACCAUUAUAGUGGCUAUGUGAGAGUUCGUUGAAGUUUUUAACGUGUCAGUUUGAGUUUUUGUGGUAUAUUGAAUCUCAGGAAAAAUGGAGUUUUUGGAGGAACUAGGUUUCGACAGGACUAUGUACCUUAAACCAGUAAACUGGUCCAGCUUCAAACAUGCCUUGACCAGAAAAAAAAUAGUAGACUAUGACGAGGAGAGUAAACUCAGCAAGGUGUUAUCUACGGUAGAUCUUGUAGCACUAGGUAUAGGAAGUACCCUCGGAGCUGGUAUAUACGUGUUGGCUGGUGAUGUUGCUAGAAACACCGCUGGGCCAGCAAUCGUGAUCUCAUUCUUUAUAGCCGCAGUAGCCUCAGUUUUAGCAGGACUAUGUUAUGCUGAAUUUGGUGCAAGAGUUCCAAAAGCUGGAUCAGCUUACAUUUAUACCUAUGUUUGUAUUGGAGAAUUUUGUGCAUUUAUUAUAGGUUGGAAUUUGAUUUUAGAAUAUUUGAUUGGAUCUGCAACUGUUACCAAAGCAAUAUUCACUUAUUUGGACAAGCUAACGGAUGAAAAGAUGUCGGACUUUUUCAAUAGCACAGUCCCAAUACAUGCGGAUGGCUUUGGAAACUUUACAGAUCUGUUUUCUCUCACAUUGGCUAUACUAUUUUCUGUCGCUAUAGCUUUUGGAGUCAAAGAAUCCUCUUUCAUCAACAACAUCUUUACACUGACCAAUCUGACUGUGGUAUGUACUGUUAUAAUUUCUGGAUUUUGGAAAGCGGACACGUCUUACUGGAGUAUUCCGAAGGAGAAAAUACCAAGCGGAUAUGGUGACGGUGGUUUUGCCCCUUAUGGCAUUAAAGGAAUAAUCAAAGGUGCUGCUAGAUGCUUUUUUGCCUUCAUUGGAUUCGAUUGCAUCGCUACAGCAGGCGAAGAAGCCAAAAAUCCGCAGAAAUCGAUACCAAUUGGAGUGGUCGUUUCUCUCAUCAUCGUAUUUUUGGCGUACUUCGGUGCCUCUGCUAUGAUUACACUGAUGCUUCCUUAUUACGAACAGGACCGUGAUGCACCUUUGAUUUAUGUGUAUGAAAGAAUGGGGUGGCCUGUUCUGAAGUAUUUAGUCAGCAUUGGGGCGCUUUGCGGAUUAUUUGCAAGUCUUUUAGGUGCCAUGUUCCCUUUGCCCAGGAUAAUUUACGCCAUGGCUUCUGAUGGGUUGAUUUUUCGAUUCUUAUCGAAAGUUCAUCCAAAAUUCCACACUCCUUUCAUGGGAACCUUGGUUGCUGGUACAAUUGCAGGUGUUCUGGCGUGUCUCUUUGAUUUGGAAAAAUUGUCCAGCAUGAUGUCCAUUGGAACGUUGUUUGCUUACUCCAUGGUAGCAGCUUGUGUUAUGGUUUUGAGGUACAGCGAAGAAAAAUCCGUCAAACCAAAAGACAGUAAAGAGGAAACUCUUUAUAAAGUUUUCCUAAGGCAGAUUAUUUUUCCCCAGUCUGAUGUUCCUACGAAACUCACGUCAAAAUUCGUUUCAAGUAUGAUUAUGUCUUUCGGAUUUCUCUGUUUGUUUGGAUCGGGACUCUUGGCAGUUUUUGAGGAAGAAUUGAACAAAGGAGAAAUCUGGCUAUUUACCCUACUUGGUUUUAUUGCCGUGUCUUUGUUUCUCAUUUUGUUGUUAGUAUCACUGCAACCAACUUCUUCUCAAACAUUAACAUUUACGGUACCACUAGUUCCAUGGAUCCCUGGUUUGAGCAUAAUGAUCAAUACCUACUUAAUGACAACUUUACCAACUUCAACAUGGAUAUAUUACUUAUGUUGGAUGGCUAUCGGUCUUUUAAUAUAUUUCCUGUACGGAUUUUGGAAUAGUUUAGAGGGCCAUAAAAAUUCGGAUACUUAUCCACUGAGGAAAAGGAAAGAUGUAGAAAGUUCUGGAUUGUGAAGAAGCGAAUUGGAAGACUUGAAAACCAACCGGAAAGCUGUGAGCUACAACCUCUUUUGGCAGCUCGUCAAUAUACUCAUUGCCCAUUGAAUGCACAAGCCAAAGACUGACACUUUUAUAAGAUGAUAUCUGAAUGAAGAAUAACUAGAGAAAUUGUAAUUAGUUUGCUUCAACAAUAUUACAGUCAAAGGUGCAUUGGAUGAUAUAGGAUUAUUUUUCAAUAUUAUUGACUUUGAAUGAAAUAUAGUUUACUAAACAAAU